AUGACCGUAGGAAUCAUGUUCUCGCGAAUAAAAGAUUUCUUUUACCGGCAUCGAAGAAAAUUUGUCGCCACCGGUGUUGUUAUCGGAGGCAGCGUGUUCCUGCUGAAAUGGUUACAGUACAAACUGCGAGAACUUCAAGAGCGGCAGGCCAGGGAAAUUCAUGAAAAGUUGAAGCGAAUGCAACACUACGAAUGCACCGAUCGUACCUGCAACCAGACGAUUCAAGGCUUGAUUCCGGCACUAUCGGAGAACAUAUUAAAAAGGCUCGACACAAACGUCAUCCUAACGAAGCUUCGCAGCAACCCACCAAACAAGCUGGAACUGUGGGAAGAGCUCAGGAGUGUGGCAUUCACUCGGCUCGUUACAAUUGUGUACGCUGCAUCGAUGCUAGCCGUGACAUUAAGGGUGCAGAUUAACAUCCUCGGAGGGUAUCUGUACCAAACCAUGGCUGACGAUGGCAAAAGCGAGGAACCUGAUCGGCAUUCUAUAUCAUUACAAGUGCAGACGGCUUAUCUGUCGCUGAUUCAGCACUUUAUGAGUAAUGGCAUCGUCCGUCUGAUCGAUGUUGUUAGUAAGAACGUGAACAUCGUGAUGCAGCGGUACAGCCUAAAGCAGCAGCUAACGCUGGCUGACACGGAAACACUCCUGUGGUCGAUCGAGAUGACGUUGAACAACGAGAAUGGAAAUCCUGUAAGCUCAAUCGCUUCGUAUACCUUGCCAGAUCCGCCCGCGGCUGUAGGCGAUGACAGUGUAUUCAACCGUCUGUUUAUGGAAACGUUGGAUGUGCUCGAGAGCGUGGAAUCGACAGAAGUUUGCUUGUCAAACGUAAGCAUUGGCUUUGCAAAGGUUAUGGAUAACAUUGCGGAAUACUACAUGGGCUCGAAUGGUGUGAACAAAAACACUAAAUCGGACUUGAACGUUGAAUGCAUAACCAACAUCAAUGGCAUUAAGAUUUCCCUUGCCAAGCUGAUACCAAUUGUGAAUGGGUUGACCAAGAAAACACUCUCGGAAGUGGAAGGCACCAUGAAUAAUGCUAUGAUGCCGUUGGUCACGGAAGAGGCCGAUUUUAUGUCGUCGAUGGUCGUCCAUUUUCUCCAGUCGGAAAAACUUCGAACGCUCGGAGCGAAUGUAUACGAAACGUUCUGUCAUUAGAAGGGAAAACGACGAAAGGAAAUACCCAACAUUCUACAUCGUUUUAGCGGAGUAGGUUUAGUUUUAUAGGAGUACAGUGGUUGGUGAAUAUAGACUGCUCUUGGGGCUGUAACGUCUAAGCAUGGCCCUGUGCAUCACCAACAGGAAACAUUCUUUAGCUUAGGUUUUAUUUUGUGAGCAGGACAGGGCUGGUCGGAUUAGGCUUUGUUCAAUAAAUGUGAUGGAUACGUUACUUUUUAACUGGAA
Molecule: messenger RNA, 1398 nt
Organism: Anopheles nili
Lineage: Eukaryota; Metazoa; Arthropoda; Insecta; Diptera; Culicidae
Gene: Pex3
Product: peroxisomal biogenesis factor 3
Exons: 1
Coding region: 1-1152 (383 amino acids)
Biological process (GO): protein import into peroxisome membrane
Cellular component (GO): peroxisomal membrane
Molecular function (GO): protein-macromolecule adaptor activity
Source: RefSeq, a predicted model, not a curated record